This is a messenger RNA of Oldenlandia corymbosa var. corymbosa, 3087 nucleotides long. The record is from the annotation of a GenBank genome assembly. NCBI's taxonomy places the organism in Eukaryota, Viridiplantae, Streptophyta, Magnoliopsida, Gentianales, Rubiaceae.
AUGGCGGCUCCUCGAGGAAAACGGGUUUUAGCCAAGAAAUCCAAGAACAAAUCCGGCAUGAUUAUGCAGGGAUCCGAGUCAACUCUGGUCGGCAAAGGUCAAAAAGUGGCCUGCGAUUUGGCUUAUGUCGGAAAAAAGCUUCUGAGGAGCACCGGCAAGGCGGCGUGGAUCUCCGUCACGACGUUCGUGGUGAUUGGACUUCCACUCAUGUUUGCCAUGGAGCGUGAACAGCAGUUUCGUGAAAUGGAUCUUCAACAAGAAGCCCUUCUUGGUGUUCGUCCCGAAUCAGCCUAUUCCCCUGCAAUAACCGAUUCAUCAAAGAAGAUGAUCUCGUUGAGAUCUUCAGAUGGCAAGGUAUUCGAAGUCGAAGAGGCAGCUGCUGCCGGAUCAGAGAGGAUCAAGUACAUGAUUGAAGACAAUUGCGCUGGUAGUACCAUCCCUCUUUCCAAGAUUCACAGCCAGAUUUUGGCCCAAGUGGUCGAAUAUCUCAAAUUCCAUAGCAGCAGCAGUGACAGCGAGACAGACUAUGACGAAACUCUGAAAUCUUUUGACAAUGAAUUUGUGAAAGUCGAUCAGGGGACUCUGUUUAGCCUGCUCGAGGCGGCGCAUUUUCUGAACAUUAGAACCCUCCUUGACCUCACUUCUCAGGCCGUGGCGGACAUAAUCUCGAGCAUGACUCCCGAGGAGAUUCGAAAGACUUUCAACAUCCAGAACGAUUUUGACUCCCGAGGAAGAAGAGGAGACUCGCAGGGAGGGAGUCUGUUUCGCCUGCUCGAGGCUGCAAAUUUUCUGAACAUUGGAAGCCUGUUAGACCUCACUUCUCAGGCAGUGGCGGACAUGUUGAAGGACGCUCCUCCCGAGCCACCAGAGAAGCUCCUUGGGAUGAUUCCUGAGAAAUCUUUUAAAAGUUCUCUGAAUCAUCAUAAAAUCGAUGUCAUGUCGUCAAGCAAUGUUGGGUCUCGAUUGUUUGGUGACGAAGAUCCUUUUGUCAUUGUGAAUUCAGAUGAGGAUGUUACUGUUACUGCCGCCCCUCAGAAGAAAAAGAAGAAAAGGAUCGUGAAGGUGGGCGAUAGGGCAAAAUCCAAGAAAGCCAAGACGGACGCGCCCUCAAAGGAAACCACACAGCCGGACAUCGAGACGGUGCCCCUUGCCACCGAGUCUGUUCAGAAGCCUAUGCCGGAAGUAGAGCCAAGCAUAGUUCCUCCUGCGGCCAAAAAAGGCAAGGGCCCUCUCAAGGGUGAAGCGAUAAUCUUGCCCCCUCAGCUGUUCGAGGGUGGUCCGUCCGUGGCGGUCCAUACGUUUAGCAACCCACCGUCGAUCGAGUGUCCUGUUCUCGAGGAGUUUGCUGCUCAGCUGAACGAAGCUGACAGUUUGAGACUGAUAAGUGCGGCCUCGAUGGCCUAUCUAGUGCAGCUAAGGAAACUUCGAGAAGAUAUGGUUAUAGCUCGGGCGGAAAGGGAUGAGGCGUUGUUCGAGGUGGUUACUCUCGAGGAGAAAACACGCCAGGUACAAGUUAAGGAGGUCGAGAUCGUCGAGGUGCAGGCUAAAUACGACGAGCUCGAGGAGAAUAUGAGGUCGUUUGCCAGCCUGCACAUCUCCAAGGAGGAACUACAUCAGUGGUGUACUGCCUUUAUGAGCAAAAUGAUGUGUACAGGAGGGAUGGAGGUAGCCCUCGAGGAGAUGAACUUGGUUGCCACCAAGUGUGGUGCGCACCGAGUCGGCGUGCCAGGGUUGAAAAGGUUCGACCAGGACAGGCCGAUCAAGGCCAAAUGGUUUAAGCAGCUACUGAUGAAGGACCCGAAGAAAACCAUGCACGAAGCCAUGGUAAAGGUCUUGACAAGGUUGAGCCUCGAGCAGCUUCCUCUGUGGGGAACUUUGACUGGCGCCAUGGCGAAAAUGAGUUCUCCCGCGGAGAUUGCCUCGUUUCCGGGCGACGUUCCUGCUGUCCUGGCCAAGGGUCCAAGUGAGGAAGACCCUAUACCCGAGGUACCUGACGAAUAUAUGGGUAUUGAGCUCGAGGACGCCGACGAGGAAACCGAGGAGGACGUUGCUGAUACCGGCCCCUCCGGAGUUCAGAGAACCAUCGAGGACGCCUCCCAGGCCCCUUCCAAGGACCCUUCCAAUGACCCCCUCCAAGGCAGUGACGCUGAAAGUUGGACCGUUCACCGCGUUCACCACAUGGUGUUGUCAGAGGAGCAAUCGAGGGAGUUCCCAUUAUAUUCUAUGAUUACCGGGAUUCUGAGAAGUCAUGCUGAUGUGCACAGCCUCGAGACGGUGGUGCAUUUGGAGAACGACCUGCUCGAUGCCAUGAGGACGCACAAUGUAAAGGUUAACCAGCAUCUGAUAAAUGGGAUUAAAGGACUCCACGAGGAGAUGCAGCGUCGAGAGGUUCAAAGUCUGAAAGACCACAGUGACUCUCUGACUUUUGAGGCUGAGAUCCAUGAUGAGCUGGUGACCUUGGAGAAGGAAAAUGCUCGGCUUAGGGCCAGACAGCAGAUUACUAUGUCUCCCUGGUUUCUCGAGAAGCACCAGGUGUUAGCUCGAGUCCAGCACAUGAUUAUGGUUAGGACUCGCCGUUUCAUUGCAGCCAUGGAUAUAUUGAAAGAGAGAUCUCGUGAGAUCGAGCUUCUUACAGAUUAUAUUGCCCAACUGCAAAAUCUUCUGCUGGACAACAAUAUCGACUUUGAGGCUUUUGAGCGUCCGGAGGAAACUGUGGAUCCUCAAACUCGGAGUUCUCGAGAGGAGCUGUUGAUGAGGGUGCACGCUCAGGACACAGAGAUCGUGGACCUUAAGGAUAAAUUGAAUCAGUGUGUGAAUUUCCUUAGCCUGCAUGGGUAUAAGGGGAUUAUUCAUCCCUCCCCUGACAAUCCUGUCAGGGAGGCCGGAUGUAGAGUACACGGCUCUGUCAUAGGAAUCGGGUAUGAAUUCCUUGACUUGACACUGCGUUUUGCAAUGUGUGUGAGGAAAGUUCCUCGAGUUUGUGUCCGGAUGUUGAGUACACGGUUCUUAAGCGAGGAUGGCCCUAAAGAGGGAGUCAUCUCGAUGACUAGUCGUGAAUGCAUUGCUAUUAAUGAAAAGAAUAUGUAA